Messenger RNA from Zychaea mexicana, 3280 nucleotides. Its product is annotated as S-adenosyl-L-methionine-dependent methyltransferase. The transcript is spliced from 2 exons. The record is from RefSeq and is a predicted model, not a curated record. The coding region runs from base 297 to 3173 and encodes 958 amino acids. Gene Ontology annotation, molecular function: N-methyltransferase activity; DNA binding. Lineage: Eukaryota; Fungi; Mucoromycota; Mucoromycetes; Mucorales; Lichtheimiaceae.
ACCGCCUUUCCUUUCUUUUGUAACUCUUAAAGCACGCGUGUGCGCUAGAGCUCAAGGACCCUAUUCACUACUGCCAAGUCGGUCGCAUACAGCGAAACGUUGUACGACGGUGCCGACCUUCAACAGGAAGUGUUGUGUACCCCGUCUGACGAAACAGACGGAACCCAUGUAACCGACGACCGCCAAAAAAAAGAGCGCUAACUUUUCCCCGGAUAUAGAAAAGCCUUUUCAGUUUUUUUAAUUGUGUGUUUCUUUUUUUUCGAAAAAAAAGGGAACAAGGAAAUCAUGAAAGGAAGAUGAAUCAACAUGAUCCAGCAACGUACCCGCCCAAUCAAGACACGAUUGAACCUACGUUGUUUGAUUCCGAGCCGCCGCAGUCCCCCAUUCCAACCAAACGACAACGAAAUCCAACAACUGAUGACGGGCUUACAGAAUCACAGGUGGAUUUGGCUGUCACCAUGUUGGGAUCGUUGUUGGAUUCAUCACAAACAAACAUGCAUGGCAGCCUGAUGACAGCGUAUCUCGUUUUUAUUGAUGUACUACUGCAUGAUCUGAUGGGGUACCGAGUGAUGAAAGUGUAUAUGGCCCUCUUCCAUCACGACGAUAUUAUCGACGACGUUGACGAGCAACAGGCCAAUCAAUUGCGCUCACGUUUCCAUGCAGCCGGUAUCGUAUUUCGGUCGCUACAAUGGGUCGAUUCAAUAUUUGCGCGCGUAUACACCAAAUUUCUCGAGAUCAAUGCACAAAAACAACGAAAAGACCACGGUCAGUUCUAUACGCCUCAAAGAAUCGUUCAAUUCAUGUGGAGUUGUUGCCUGCAACAACGCCAGUGCAACGAUCCAGCACUGUCGCUUGUUCGUGUGCCCCGAGUUUUUGAUCCAUGCAUGGGCAUGGGUGCUUUUCUAUGCGAAUUCUUGACGCGACUGAUCGACGCGUGCACUGCAACCCCGUCUGUAUGGAAUAAUGCCGAAUAUCUGAAAUACAUGUUAUGCCACGCAAUUCCAGAGAAUCUGUGGGGUGUCGAGAUUGAUCCUUUUGCAUUCAAGCUCGGGAAACUCAAUGUGCUGGUCCACUUGUUUCCGCUUUACAAACGGAUCACCGAACUACAUGAGCUUGGCACGCCACACUCAACAACGACGACGAUGAUGAUCAACCGACUCCACUUGUUCUGUAAUGACACGCUCAAACUGUCACUUGAUAACAUUGCGUCCCCAUGGGAACGUAACGAACUGACGCGACUACGUGAUGCAACGCACCUCAAGUUUGACUACAUUGUAACAAACCCGCCUUACAUGAUCCGAAAAACGGGGCUGGUAACGGAACCCGAUCCUGCAUUGUACGAUAGUCAGGUGUUGGGCGGUCGGGGCGCACAGGCAUACCUCUACUUUAUGUGGAUCUGUAUGCAGCGAUGCAAUCCCACUACUGGUCAGAUAUGUCUGAUCACGCCGAGCCAAUGGCUGGUACUUGAGUUUGCACGACAUUUGCGCGCAUGGAUGUGGCAGCACUGUCAGCUUUUGAGCAUGUAUCAGUUUGAACCAUACAAGGUGUGGCCCAAGGUGCAGACCGACUCGCUAAUUUUUCGACUACGCAUGCGACGUUUACAAAAUCAUGAUUUGCUUUCACCACCACCACCACCAGCAAACGAUAAGAUUUUGUUUUUGCGACAUAUGUCUAGAAAGGCAAAACUAGACGACAUACUCGAUGCAUAUACCCAUUUUGACGGCAGUCGCAUCAGUGAUGAUCUCCUUCAAAAAGAUACACUAAGCUACAACAACAACAACAACAACAACAACAACAGUGACAAUAACAAUAACAACGACCCUCUUCUCAAGUACAAAUGGACGAGUGCUGACAAUGUGGACCGAAUACGGCAAUCACCCAAUGCCUCAUUUGCAUUCUUGUCACCCACAUCCAGAUUAUCAGACCAACUUAACGAUAUCACUAGCAGCUUGCCACGCAUAUGCGAUAGCGACGAUGCACCAUUGGAAUUUCAUCGCGGUCCCAACACCAAUCCGGUGUAUGCGCUAGUAGUCAGAACACAAUGGGCACGUCAAACGUUUGGACAAAAGUGCUGCGAUCGAUGGCUACGUCCAGCAUUUUACUGGAGUGGCAAGAGCCAAGGCACAGACAAGGAAAGCACAUUCUGGUUAAACCGCGAUCCACUACGUCUUACACGCAAAGAAACAUCACCGGCAGAAGCGUAUGUGCCCUUGUAUCGAACAGACGAAAAUAACGAACCUUUUUAUUCAAUGAUUUUGGUCGACAAGGAUGAUGCUGAGAAACUCGAGAAAGAAGCUCCCCAGCAGUAUGCAGCACUUUAUCAGUAUUUGAGCGAAGCACGUGCAGCAUUGCAGAGCAACAGGGAUGAUCGCAAGAUUGCUUGGUGCCACUAUAACAAGUGUGGCGUGGAUGUGCCCGUCAAAAUCGUCCAUCCAAUCAAUUAUGGCUAUUUCACCAAAUCGCAGCCACGCCAGCGGUUUUUCAUGGACAGAAACCAGCUUUGCUUGACGAAUCAGUGCAUGUAUUUCACGACAAAAAGCAGCAACACCGUGUCACCACCAGCAGAGUAUUUUUGCGGCCUAUUGAACUCGAGCGUGAUCCAGUUCUUUAUCAAGGAACAUUGUUCGUAUGAUCAGCAAGGCCGGACACGGUUUUUCGGAAAACACUUGGCGAAUAUCCCGUGUCCAUUGUCGCCAACACAACAGGAGGAUCACAUUAUGGCGCAUUUGGUACAUCUAGUAUCGACGGCCCGGAUACGGAUCUAUACUGUGGUAGAGGUGACAAAACUGCAAACGCUGAUGGAAAAGUUGCGUGGAGGGAGCUGGGAUCUUUCCGUGACCGAUAUCGACUGUCUGCGACAGUUUGAUCACCACGUGCAGCAGCAUUGGCGGCAAGCGCUUGAAUGGGAUGAUCAGGACCGUUAUCCAACUCUGCUCGAUGCAGUUAUUCGAACAUUACAGCGUGCGUCUUUAUGCCAGUAUGCCAUUGAUCACCUAGCAUACGCACUUUAUCAAAUCCCACAAGAACUACAAGGGUCUUUGGAAUCCGAGUUGAAUUUGACCACACUGACUGCAAAUUGGCAUAAACAUUUGGAACAGUUCAAUCUGGCUCAAGUCGCUGACGACCGAGCGUCCUGGGGACGUUGUAUGAUAGAGAUGAUUAACAGUAUUUAGUAUUUAGUAAUUAUUGAACAAUGUAUUCUUUCUUUAGCUAAAAAGAAACACCAAUGUACUUAAUUAUACAUCUAAAAGAACAAGAGAUAAAGAGGAAGAAACAUGAA